CACGUGACUGACAGCGGCGGGGGCUGCGCGCGGAGCACCCGCGGGGCCAUGGCGGGAACCGGCGACGACGGUCCGGGGGGAACCGGGGCACCGGGGUGCUUGGGUGGGCCGGGACAAUGGGAGACCGGGGCGGGCCGGGGAACCGGCGGUUUGGGACAGUGCGGGAGCCCGGGGGUCAGGGGGUUGACGUGCACACGUGCGGAUCUGGGUCACCGGGAGUCCCGGGUGGUUGGUGUGCACUGUGGAUGGGGAGCGGGUCAGUGAGGAGCCCAGGCGGGGUUUUCGGGGAGCUGACGCGCGCCGGGGAGCGCCGGGAUCCCGGGCAGGCUGGUGUGCACCGGGGGUUGGGUCGGUGGGGACAUCGCGGGGCUGAUGAGCACCGCGGGGGUGGGGGCAGAGGCAGAUGCAGGUCCCGGGUGGGAGACUGCACUUGGUGCUCCUGCGGUCUGCAGGCAGGGGUGUGGGCUGUGCUGGGGAGAGCUCCCAGCCGGGAUGGGAUGGGAUGGGAUGGGGAUGGGGCGCGGGGGUGGGCCUGGGGCAGCGCAGGGGCUGACAGCCCCCGCAGGCUCCUGGGUGGAGCUGCGGUGUGGCCCAGGCUGCCCCGAGCCCGAGCUGGCACCCUCGCCGUUCUCCUGCCACGCCGACGUGGAGCAGAUGCUGCUGGAGGCCCAGCUGGAGACGGAGAGCAGUGACGGGGCCCUGCUCGUGCUGGGCUCCCCAGCCUGGGAUGACGACGGAGCCAGCCACGGGAGCGACCAGCCAGGGGAGAGCGAGGUGCUGCCUGCCCACAGCCAGCCCCCACCGGGCUGCCCCCACCCCCGGCAGUGGGAUGUGCCAGAGGAAGCCAAGUGGAGGCAGCGACGCCUGACAGCGCCCCUGGGCUGGGCCUGUACCCGCUGCCCUCGGUAUCUGUCUCCAAAGGAAUUUGCCUUUGUGUGCUCCCCCCAGCCAGUGCUGUGGAGCCUGCAGGAAGGUGCAGUGGGGAGGAAGAAGAGACUUUUCAGUUCAGAGCUGCUGCUGCUCUUCAUCCCCUCGCUCCUGCUCAGCCAUCUGCUGACUCUGGGGCUGGGGAUCUACAUUGGGAAGCGCCUGGCAGCCUCCUCGGCCAACCCUCUGUGAGGAACUGUGCAGGCAGCACCCGCUGCUCCGUUGGGAAUGCGGGGGGAGCCCGGCCCCAGCGCAGCCUGACCGCUCCCAGGCCCCACGUCUGCAGCACGAGGCGCCUGCUCCCCGUGUCUGCCCCUCAGCCCUCGCCUCGGGAGCUGAUCCCACUCUCCUCCGUAGAUGGGAACCCACUGAUGGCAGCUCCCAGCUGCAGGCAGCCCCUGCCCUCCCCAGCCCCUGGUUACGGGUCCACAUCCCCCUGUAACAGAUUGUAAAUACAACUGAGCCCACCUGAAUAAAGAGCCCU
Molecule: messenger RNA, 1411 nt
Organism: Ficedula albicollis (Collared flycatcher)
Lineage: Eukaryota; Metazoa; Chordata; Aves; Passeriformes; Muscicapidae
Product: BCL2/adenovirus E1B 19 kDa protein-interacting protein 3-like
Exons: 5
Coding region: 373-1119 (248 amino acids)
Biological process (GO): positive regulation of apoptotic process; mitochondrial outer membrane permeabilization
Cellular component (GO): nucleus; mitochondrial outer membrane; mitochondrial envelope
Source: RefSeq, a predicted model, not a curated record